Molecule: messenger RNA, 2713 nt
Organism: Epinephelus fuscoguttatus (brown-marbled grouper)
Lineage: Eukaryota; Metazoa; Chordata; Actinopteri; Perciformes; Serranidae
Product: suppressor of cytokine signaling 1-like
Exons: 4
Coding region: 508-1245 (245 amino acids)
Biological process (GO): phosphatidylinositol phosphate biosynthetic process
Cellular component (GO): phosphatidylinositol 3-kinase complex
Molecular function (GO): 1-phosphatidylinositol-3-kinase regulator activity
Source: RefSeq, a predicted model, not a curated record
CCGGAGCACCUGAAUGUGUCUUUAUGUCAGUGUGUGUGUGUGUGUGUGUGUGUGUGUGUCUUAAUGAACGGAUCCCUCGCGGUGACAGCUUAUUGUUGCCACAGCCGAACAUACAAUCAGGUUGUUUAAAACGAGCGGCCCCGCCUUCAUCAUAAUACAGCCUGUAACCGAAAGUAAGAUGUUUUUUUGUGCGUGAGAGCUGCGAGCUGCGGCGGGCAAGAAGCUAAGAGAAGCUGCGACUGACAGUUACUGCAACUCAUCUGAUUGUUCAGCGACAGUCCUUCAAGGACAGAUGACAGAGCCAAUCCAGCCUCUGCUCUUCUCCACAAGUUUCUGAUGAUGCUGAUAAAUAUCGAUUAAAAUCUCAAGCUGUUGUUUAAAGCAACAUGGAAAGAGGACAGGGUGUCAGAUGAGCGACCAGGAAGGAGUGAGUGAUGGAGGAUCUGCCUGUGAAAAGUGGAGGAACUGGUGCAGCAGGCAGUCAAGACGGGGAUUCUCCUUUGUAGGAUGGUCAGAGACAAUCUUGAUAGAACAGUAGUACAGAGCAGAAAACAGAACCACGCAGCUGACUCACAGAACCAAAGUCAACCCCCCGAGGAACCCGUGGGACCAAAGCGAGCACAGAGCCCAGAGGGAGUUCAACCAGAGAGCCAAGAGGAGACAGACAGGCAGCUAGAUCUACUGUGCUGGAAAAAACUCAACUUACAGGAAGAUCCUGAAAGCUGGUGCCAGCUAUUCAAUGGAGCCAAUGCUGAGAUCUUGCCCACACACCUCCGUCCAUUCAGUAGCGCAGCAGAGUACAGACUAGUGAAACGCACAUACCAGCAGCUGCAACACAGUGGUUACUACUGGGGAUCGAUGACCAUGGAGGAGGCACAUGAAAUACUCACACAGGCGCCACUGGGCACUUUCCUCAUCAGAGACAGCGGCCAGCCGGAUGUUUUCUUCACGCUGAGUUACCAAAGUGACGAAGGCCCGACAAGUGUUCGUGUCCAGCUGAACAACCUGCUCUUCAGUCUGUAUGGCAGCCACAGGACUUUUGCUUCACUCUUUGCUCUGCUCACGUAUUACACCAGCUCAUCCUGUAAGCUGACGGUGCCAUAUCGCAAGCAGCGUCCGGAGCGCCUGAAGCAGAUGUGCAGGAGGGCUCUAAUACACACACACGGAGCAGAGAACAUAAGCACCUUACCUGGACUCAGCACUCAAGUUAAAGACUAUGUUCAUGCGUAUCCUUGUUGUAUAUAGACACGUGUGGGCAGAGUGCCUAUCGAUGUAUCAAGAUGUUGUUUUUGUUGUAAGUUAAGCAAAUAUUCUGUAUUUGUGUUAUUUACACACGGUCUGCAAGUGUUCGAUGGUUGUUUGCACACAUUAUCACAAUGUUUUACAGUGUUUAUGGUACAUAUUAUCAUUUUUUUUAAAUUAAUAAUAGAUUCUGUGUAACUGCUGCACCACUCCUCCAUCAUAAAUAUCAGUCGUAACGUCCAUGAAGAUGUAACAUUUGCUGCUGUUUAAAGCUGCAUUUAUUGAUGUUUGGCCACCAGGGGGCAAAAAAAACAUCAAAACAUGCUGACAUAUCACCACUUUGUCAUAUGCCUGUGAGACCCGAGUGUUUUUUGUUGUGCAUUUUUAAUUUCUCCUAGCUAUUUUGGAUUAGUGCAACCUGACAAGUAGAAAAAAACAUCUAGCUUUUGUCUUUGAUCUGAAAAUAGUUUUGAAAAAAAAAAGAUGUGACCAGUUGUCCCCAUUUAAGAAACUGAAUGUGGGGACAGUGGGUUUAUUCUUAAUCAUGACAGUGUGGAAUGAAGUGUAAAACUAUUUAUUUAAGUGCCUGAAUAUUGCUGUGCAAAAACAAAAAUAACAAGCAAUGUAGUAUAUCUGAAAGCCUUUUGAAGUGCUCGUUUUGUAGCUCUGUACGAAUUUCCUGUGCUCCAUACUCCAAUCUAGGAAUGUCUUUUCAUCUGUGGCAACAGUCUGUCACACCAUAUCGGGCUGUGUGGUAUACUGCCAUAAUACAAUAAUAAUCUCCCAGUGUCGUCAAACAAGUACUUUUUAAUUUACAGCGUUGUAGCUUGUUGUUAAAAUUGGUCAAAUUUGUAUAACAAGUGUUAUAAAGCGCAAUAAACAAGUGAAAGGGACACUUUGCUGAUUUUCAACCACCUCUGUACCAUAACAGUGUGGGUAGUUUGUGUAAAUGAACUGCGGUAAACUUCCCUCCAUUUUACCAGUGCCCAGAUCUCCCUGCUCAUCUCUCAGCUCAAACUUUUCACUGGCUCUAACUCAAACUACAAAUUGCACUUCUUCAUUUUUGUAGACCCGACACCACAGACACAGAGUAUACAAGCAGAUCGAGAGAGAAAUCUGCCUCUCUCUUUCUCAUCGUCUCAAACUCAGACAAAACUGUAAAACUGGGUAGUGCUGGUCAAAUAAAACCCAAGAUUCUGUUACUCUAUUGCCUAUGUUCUGCCUUAAAUGUCUUCAGAAACAUAUUUUAGUGCACUGUUUGGCGGUAAUAUGAGUAUUUUAUGAACAGGAAGUGGGUUCCAUACUGUUUCCUGUAUUGUAAAAAACAAAGGCUGAAAAGGUUUCCUAUUUCACUCCUAAAAUGUUUCGAGAAACAUAUUUCAUCUCACUGUUUAACUAUAAUUGGAGAUGAUUUGUUACCAGCCAACCGCCAUAUUGUUUUCUGUGGAAAUAGAGCCAAGCUUGCAUCAUG